GUAGAUCCGCGUUCGAGCCACCCCGACGUGUGCACUGGUUUGAAUGCGGCUUGCAAUAUAAAAGGCAAGCCGUCAUGUUGCUGUCCCUCCCUCUCUGACUCUGUCCGUCGGCUAGGCUGCCGCAACAUUCAACCUGCCCGGAACAAACCACUAGUAAACCACCAUGUCUGAGAAACUUCCCUUCAAAGUUGCUGACAUCAGCCUGGCCGAAUGGGGGCGCAAGGCCAUCGACAUUGCGGAGAACGAGAUGCCCGGUCUGAUGAAGAUGAGGGAGCUGUACGGUCAGUCCAAGCCGCUGAAGGGCGCCCGUAUCGCCGGCUGCCUCCACAUGACCCUGCAGACCGCCGUGCUCAUCGAGACCCUCACCGCCCUCGGGGCUGAGGUUCAGUGGUCGAGCUGCAACAUCUUCUCAACUCAGGAUCACGCUGCUGCCGCCAUCGCCAAGACUGGCGUUCCAGUGUAUGCGUGGAAAGGCGAGACCGAUGAAGAGUACGUGUGGUGCAUCGAACAGACUCUGUACUUCAAGGACGGCCAGCCCCUCAACAUGAUCCUGGACGAUGGAGGAGACCUCACCAACAUGGUCCACCAGAAGUAUCCCAAACUGCUGGCAGGUAUCCGGGGCGUGUCAGAGGAGACUACUACAGGUGUCCACAACCUGUACAAGAUGUUGAAAAAGGGCGAGCUCAAAGUGCCCGCCAUUAACGUCAACGACUCUGUCACAAAGAGUAAGUUUGACAACCUAUACGGCUGCAGGGAGAGCCUGAUCGACGGCAUCAAGAGAGCCACCGAUGUGAUGAUUGCUGGUAAAGUUGCCGUGGUGGCGGGCUACGGGGACGUGGGUAAAGGCUGCGUCCAGGCUCUGCGUGGGUUCGGCGCUCGCGUUAUCAUCACAGAGAUCGACCCCAUCAACGCCCUGCAGGCUGCCAUGGAAGGUUAUGAGGUUACUACCAUGGACGAGGCUUCUAAGGAAGGAAACAUCUUUGUCACCACCACUGGAUGUGAGGACAUCAUCCUGGGAUGUCACUUUGAGAACAUGAAGGAUGAUUCCAUCGUCUGUAACAUCGGACACUUUGACUGUGAGAUCGACAUGAACUGGCUCAAAGAAAAUGCUGCAGAGAAAAUCAACAUUAAGCCUCAGGUCGAUCGCUUUCGUUUGAAAAGCGGUCGUCACAUCAUCGUCCUGGCCGAGGGCCGACUUGUCAACCUGGGCUGUGCCAUGGGACAUCCCUCCUUUGUCAUGAGCAACUCCUUCACCAAUCAGGUCCUGGCUCAAAUCGAAUUGUGGACGAACACCGCCAAAUACCCCCUUGGAGUCUACUUCUUGCCCAAGAAGCUGGAUGAGCAGGUGGCGGCGGCCCACCUGGACAAACUGGGGGUGAAGCUGACCAAGCUGUCGGACAAGCAGGCCAAGUACCUGGGUCUGCCCACCGAAGGGCCCUUCAAACCGGACCACUAUCGCUACUGAGUGCCCUGUCCUGCUGCAGAGGAGGAGGAGGUGGUGGUGUGGCUAGAACUGUGUUGGUGUUUAGGUGUAGCAGGGCGUGGUGGUUGGGAGCACAGGUAGCUCUCUGGGUGCCUUUUUGGACUUUGAAAUGUCCGACAGACAUUUCUUGUGGCUGGUUGUUCCCCUUAAACGGGCUUCCAUAUCAAAUGUUAAAGAAAUGCAUUUCAUGAGUUGCGUCCUGUGUUGACCCAAGUGAUUAGGCGUGGCUGAAGUUUGGAACCAACACCUUGUUGUGCUUUACUCGGGUGAGAUCAAACUCAGUCUGCCAAACAGCUGUGUUGAAUCAUUUUGGGUUGAAGCAAGACUAUUCAGCUAAACUUACUACCCCACACAACUGCAUCGACCCAAAGCUUCUGCCUGUGGGUGUUUAUGGAUAUUAGAAGGCUGUUUGUACAGACACUCAAAUCAGAGCAACAUCAACCCAGUAUUCCAAUCAUAAACUGAAGUUUAUCUCAUCACCAUCUCAUUUUACACCUAUCACACCAAUGUCUUCAGUCCUCUAUCGUCCCUCCUCUUUCUUUCUCAUCUAUACUCUGCUGAAACACCAAGUGCUAUUGUGGCUGUU
This is a messenger RNA of Etheostoma cragini (Arkansas darter), 2069 nucleotides long. It is a transcript of the gene ahcy, whose product is annotated as adenosylhomocysteinase. Gene Ontology annotation, cellular component: cytosol. The transcript is spliced from 11 exons. Bases 164 to 1465 code for a protein of 433 amino acids. Gene Ontology annotation, biological process: L-methionine cycle. The record is from RefSeq and is a predicted model, not a curated record. NCBI's taxonomy places the organism in Eukaryota, Metazoa, Chordata, Actinopteri, Perciformes, Percidae. Gene Ontology annotation, molecular function: adenosylhomocysteinase activity.